Messenger RNA from Caenorhabditis briggsae, 711 nucleotides. RefSeq names its product Protein CBR-MRPL-17 (gene Cbr-mrpl-17). The annotation marks the transcript as partial. Lineage: Eukaryota; Metazoa; Nematoda; Chromadorea; Rhabditida; Rhabditidae. Gene Ontology annotation, molecular function: structural constituent of ribosome. Gene Ontology annotation, cellular component: ribosome; mitochondrial large ribosomal subunit. The record is from RefSeq and is a predicted model, not a curated record. Gene Ontology annotation, biological process: translation. The transcript has 4 exons.
GAAAAAUCGAAGAGAACGAACGAAGGAAAAUCACAGAUGAUGAGAGAGCCGGUUUCACAGAACUGUGAUGAAGAGACGUAUGCUAUCGUAGUGGGACCUAAGAAGCGCAAAACUCUACGCGCCUUUGAGGUAAUGGCUUCCAAUCGCGUCGCGGCGUCUUUACCACGAAUCGGGGUCACUAUUGGGCACGUUCCACAAAAGCUCAAAACCGGAGGUAUUGAACCAAGUCGUCGUGCCAGACUCGAAGUGCUCCGUCGAAUCGUUACAAGAACAGUUCGCGAAGAACGCGUAGAGUUAAAAUGGAAUCGCGCUGUUGAAGCGAGACCGUACUUGGAGCGGUUAAUCCAAUUAGGUGUCGAACGUGGGCCACUUGAUGAGUAUACUUCUGAAAUGAUGGAUUGGUGGCUACCUGAGAAAGACUUGAUCACCAAAAUGCACGAGGUUAUUGUUCCUCGCUUCCAAAAUCGAGAAUCUCCGUUCACUUCACUUUUUCGCUUACCUCCACAACGACUUCAACAGUAUAUCCAGAAUAAGCGUGAAGUCUGGAAGCGCUACGAUAUCGGAGUUCUAGAAAUUGAUGGGAAUCCAUUCCCACCAGUUCAGGCGGAAAAUCAAGAACAAUCCAACUCAAUUCUAGAUGCUUUACUGUCUGACGCACUUCGUAAUCACCAUAUUACUCUCCAAGAAAAACUUGAAACCUCUGCCAAGUAA